AUGCCCGAAUCUGUCAAGUCCAGCCCUUUCACAAAGCCUAAGCUAGAACUGAAAUUUGGCACUGAAAUACCAAUCUCCCGCCAGAAUGCAACAACAUGCAAGCGCAGAUCACCUUUGAAGAGAUUUCAUCUAUUCCCUAAGCUCCCCACCGAGUUGAGGUUUAUGGUAUGGCACUUUUCAAUCCCCGAAAGUCGCGUCAUCGAGGUCUUGUGGAAUUCUGAGACCGGCAGAUACUACACCGAUGCUCUGCAACCCUCCCUUCUUCAAGCAUGCAGAGAAUCCCGCAAUGAAGGAAAGAGAGUAUACCACGCCCUAGAGUUGAAUUUGGACGGGGGAUUUAUACCUGAACUUGCCAGAUAUGAUCUGAGGGCUCUCCAAAGAAUGAGCAGCAGGGAACCGUUUCGCACCUACAUCGACUGGAAGCGGGAUCACCUCUCCAUGAACGCUGAACAUGUGGCUAGUAGGUUGGCUCGCGCUCACUUCAUUGCCCGUCUCAGCCAGUCCCCGAAAGCCUCAGCAAAUCUUCGGAGCAUUAUUCUCGAUGCCCGGGUAAUUGAGUCGAAGAGGCUUUAUAUUCCUCAACCGGGUAGUCCCCGUAUCAGGGGAACUUUUUUCAUCUUGCUCAAUCUCUUAGCAAUGUCAAAACUGAUGACUAUCCAUGUGACUUCUUCACCUAGCCGUUGCUAUAAAUGCAGAGGGGGUAUUUCAAGAUGUCACCGACGAGUUCUAGGAAUCGAUUCUAUGGGAAUAGAAGAAGGGCAGGCUCUAGAGCACUAUUGUGAAGAUGUUCUUGAGGUAUUCGAAGAGUGGAAGGAAAAAAAGCUCGGUGUACAACUCUCCAGAGCCAUGGCAUUGGCUGGAUCAAUCUGGGGUGUACGUAAGCCUGAGAUGAUACCAGAGUUCAUUCUGCUUGAGCUUCUCAGAGAGAAGAAGAGACGGUAUCGACCUGGGCCGUAUGGACUAAGUCAGCGCCGCUGGGCUUAG
Molecule: messenger RNA, 984 nt
Organism: Venustampulla echinocandica
Lineage: Eukaryota; Fungi; Ascomycota; Leotiomycetes; Helotiales; Pleuroascaceae
Exons: 1
Coding region: 1-984 (327 amino acids)
Source: RefSeq, a predicted model, not a curated record